Molecule: messenger RNA, 10983 nt
Organism: Pseudomyrmex gracilis
Lineage: Eukaryota; Metazoa; Arthropoda; Insecta; Hymenoptera; Formicidae
Gene: cno
Product: afadin
Exons: 22
Coding region: 1840-7287 (1815 amino acids)
Biological process (GO): regulation of protein localization; signal transduction
Cellular component (GO): adherens junction
Molecular function (GO): cell adhesion molecule binding
Source: RefSeq, a predicted model, not a curated record
GACAUUUCUGGCGAAAUUAUUCGUGACUUCCGAGAUAAUUGGCAUUUCGGCCAGAAAUUGCACAACGAGUCAAGCUGUCGUUAAUUCCACAAACAACGAAAUUUACAAUUGUUUCAACCGCGAUCUCUUAUUAUAUAAAAUCUAGCCGUGCUAUUCCCUUUAUUUACAUAAAACAUAUAUAUUUGUACACGUAUUAAUUUACAUCUCACAAUCAAGAGUUUGCGUAUUUCAAUAUACAAAUAUUGCAAACACAUCGAAUUUGGGAAUUUUUGUUCCAUUUUCGGAUAAUGCACGUGUGCUCGUUCGAAAUAAUUCUUCUACGAAGACGAUUGUCAUCUAAUUUAAUGAUCUGCUGUAAUGUGGACAGAUGUCUAUAGAUGCGCCGUUCGUUGCAAAAAUAUCCGAUUCAAAAUAUUAAUAGCCAACGACGAGAACUCGGUUGAUUUGUCGUCAAAAGAGUGAGUGCGGGAAAAAAAAAAUUUACAAGCGAUAAAACUGAAUCCACCCACUUGUGCGCGGUUAUAAUAUCCCCGUGAUCAGCCGAAGGAGUGAAUAGCCGUUACAUACGCGCAUAAUGCGACGCCAAACAUCCAAGGCGUGGCGUUAUCGAACUCGAUUAGCUCAUCAUUGACGUAUUGAAGGCAGUUCGUAGUAGCGAAAGUGGAUCCACCCACUCAUAUGGUUCUUGUAAUACUGCGUAAUCUGUAUACACAGGCGUAAUUCGUUGGUACAAUUAUCUAUAUGCGUGAAUAUCAUGACCGACGCACACUUGAUUGGUUCGUAAAUAUACUGAGACUUUUACCAAAGGGAAUUUAAUCCCGGUAAAAGUGAAUAUUCUAUCUGUGACCUUACCUGUACAUCUAGAUCGUCUAUACACUUGUCGCAAUAUAAUGUAAAAAAAAAAAAAAAAAAAAACCUACACGUCUCACGCACAAACAUAAGAUCAAAUUGAUUGAAAUCGUUGAUAUUCGUAAUUGAACGUAAUAGAACUUGAUGUCAAGCGCGCGAUGCUUCAUUCAUUUUAUUUAUUUUUCGCAAAAAGAAAUAAAACAGCAAUUACGCGCACUUACAACCGCAGUGCGAGAAUAUUUCUAUUAAACGGUGCAAAAGAAUUCAAAUUGAGAUUACACCGUCAACGUGUAAUGACCAAAGGACAUGCAUAAUAUGUUAAACAGAGGGAACGGGAGUUGUUUUGAUCAAUAAGAUAGCGAUCGUGACCGUGCCCUACAUUUUAACACGAGUUCACUUGAACGAAGUCGAUUUACACAUAAACGCGAGGCGGCUAUUUGUCAUCAUCGAGAAAUAACUUCUCCAACGAAACAUUAGUGAUUAUUGCUUUGCUGGAAUUUUGAGACAACGAUUUUUCAUGUGAUCCAUUAUCGGCUCUAUUUGUGAAUUAUUAUUACAUGUGAACUAUCCGUGAGUAAUUUCCGUAAGUGAAUCAUCACACGGUAAAUGUCAUACAAAGGAUAACAAGAAAAAACUAAUUCGAAAACACAUCAUCAACUAUGAUCAACGACGUACUGUGAUCGACACGUUGCACAUCUGUAUCUUAAGUUAUAAAUAUAUGUAGUUCAAGUUAGUCGGAAUUAAAAGAGAAAGGAUUGAGAUUGCUCUAUGAAGCAAAUUUAAUUACAUGUCAAUGCGCAUCAAUACUCUCUGAGAGAACUAGCUGACAAGUUUUGUGCUCGACGUUCUUGUGGGACCAGGAAAUUUUCAAGAUUCAGGAAGAAGAACUGAACAACGAAGGAAGGGAAACAAAAGAAGGGACCAAAUAUUAAUAGCAGCAGCAAUAAUUGACGAAGGGACCACGAAGUUUUAUUAGAUAAGACGGUCGACAUGAUGGAUUGGGGAAUACGACGUUCCAUUAUGUUUCACGUGAGACGGAGGCCCGCGGAUUACAUGCCUCGAAAACGCAAAAAGAAACCCGCUGGAAAAUGGAAUGAACUGGAUCACAGGUACGAGGACGAGAGGCUACCGUUCCUGUUGGAGCUUAAUCCUGACGGCAGCGAUAUUCCUAACGGCGCGGGAGUGCGACAUCGAUUACAGCCGAAUGUCACGGAAGUGGGAUCGGAAAGACCGAUAGGACCGCAAGCGGUACAAGCGCAGACACUUACGUUACCGGGACCGACGGUGAUGCCGAGGCAUUGCGUAAUAGCCUUCACCGAGAAUAUCGUUACCCUCACACCGUGUUCUCGAGAUGCGCACACCUACGUCAAUAACCAGAGGAUACACCAGACUACCAUACUUCAGAAUGGGGCUAUUAUCAAAUUCGGCAGGAUGCACACUUUUCGAUUUAUUGACCCCGCACCGGAGGAUCGCAUCAGACAAAGACACGAUUCCGCCAAGCAGAUCGACUAUGCUUACGAUCGACGCUCACCAGACGCUAACAGCCAGGACGUCGGCUCAGAAAAGUUUCUCUCGGGUUCCGGGACUCCGAACGGCGGCAAUCAGACUCCGGGUCAAACCCAAGAACGAACAACCCCGUCGAGUCCCUCAAAAUCCGCCACCGCGGCUCGUAGUCCUCGUAGUCCCACGCACCCGCCAGAGCCCACGCACAAUUACGAGACCACAUUCGACCUGGAUGGCAAUGUAGAGACUGCCAGUUUGAGCAGUAGCAGAGACGGCAACAGGCUUUCACAGUACGAUCGGCAACCGAGAGGCACAGACCCGAUUCUGCCGGCUGUCUUGGAGUUUCUCGAAGAAACGGAGGAGACGUUCCUUCACGCUGUCAUCACUGACGUGGAGCCCUCGGCGCCACAGUUCAAACUUGCACCAACUUACACUCUUUACUUGAGUGCGAGAUAUCGCGCUAGCACUCACUACAGACCGGAAUUACAACCUACGGAGAGAGCACAUCGACUCACAAUCAUGCUGGCGAAUGUCGCCACCAUGAUCCAACGCGUUAUCCAGGAACGUUACAUGGACACUUCCUCGUUAGCCUUUUGGUUAGCGAACGGUUCGGAACUGCUGCACAUGUUGAAGAGUGACAGGCACGUGGGUGCAUUUUCCACACGAGCACAGGACAUUUUGACGGAUGCGGUGCACACGGCCUUCGGCUCACUGGUGCGCUGUGUUACGCUGGAGCUCACGCCUGCAAUGACGCAGUUUAUGGCGGAUGCGGACGAGCCAGCGAAAGAGGCUGGAGUGUUGCAGAUCUUCUCGAACACCAUGGCGCUGCUGCGAAGGUGUCGGGUGAACGCAGCGUUGACCAUACAACUGUUCAGUCAUCUGUUUCACGCGAUUAACGCCACAGCUUUCAAUACGCUCGUUUCCAACGGAAAUCUCUGCGUCAGAUGGUUCGGACGCAGACUAAAAACGAGAUUGAACGCCCUGGAGACGUGGGCCGAACGACAAGGCCUGGAACUAGCCAGUCAAUGUCAUUUGGCCACGAUUAUGCAGGCGACUCAUUUGCUGCAGGCUCCCAAGUAUAAUGCCGAGGAACUGGCCACGCUCAGUUCAACCUGCUUUAAAUUAAAUUCUCUGCAAGUGAGGGCGUUGUUACAAAAAUAUCAACCGGCCGCGGAUGAGCCCAGGCUACCCGCCGAGUUGAUCGAGAACGUUGUGAGAGUGGCGGAAAGUGUCGCGGAUACACUUGCACGCGCAGACGGGCGCGAAAUAAGGCUGGAAGAAGAACCCAUCUUGGGACUAGCGUUGCUACUUCCAGAGGACGGCUACAGUUGUGAGGUAAUUAGAGGCGUUCCACCGGGACUAGCGGAGUUUCUGGCACCUCUGCAGCGAGACGGAUUGUGUCGAAUGGCGGCGCAACCAACCAGCAGUGGUUAUUGGACUAUUUACAUGAUAGAUCAUAAUAACAUGCGUAGUCCCAGCGCGAUGAGCAACAGGUCAGGUGGUUACACUAGCCACGCUAAUCAAAAUCAAGCUCAACCAGAGAUACAUGUCAUCAAAUUGCACAAGAGCACGAAUGGCAUGGGUUUGAGCAUUGUUGCGGCAAAGGGUGCAGGACAAGAUCGAUUAGGUAUCUACAUUAAAAGUGUUGUCGCUGGUGGUGCCGCUGAUGUUGAUGGUAGAUUGACAGCAGGCGAUCAACUGCUCAAGGUGGACGGUCAAAGUCUUGUUGGAAUCACACAAGAGAAGGCUGCUGAGUAUCUCGUGCGUACCGGUCCGAUUGUAACAUUGGAAGUCGCGAAACAAGGUGCUAUAUAUCACGGCCUCGCAACGUUAUUAUCACAACCUUCUCCUGUGAUGACUAGAGCAUAUAAUUCUCGACCGAGGUAUGAUCACUCAGAGCCAACGUUAGGAGCAGCGGAGAUGGUCGGUAAUCAUCGAGCCACGUCCCACUCGCUAGGCGACUUAUUAUCUCUCCCGAAGCAGGCGGCAUAUCAGGAUUUACCUCAGCCAGGUCCUCGUCGCAUGAGUGAGCGGGAUCUACCGUCGCGGCUUGGACAUGACGCCACUCCUCAACAAAUCCACAGCAGCAAAUCUGUACCGGCAUUGCAUAAUAUGGGCACCGAGGCCAAGCAACAGCAUGAAGUGUUCAAUCCUGGAUACAGCAGAGCUUCUUCCAGUAAUAGCGUCACGCCUCCUGUUCAACCACCUCCCAUGGCGACGAUCAACAGUGCAACUUCUUUGCGUUCAAGGUCGAGUCACAACUUACAUGAUCCCAUGAGAGUUGGAACUUUACCACCCACUGGCAUGGUCAGCAGGCAGCAAUCAUCACCUAACUUAAACCCCAAUACAUCGCAUAUGAAUAUACCGUCCAACGUGCAAAAUACGGAAGUAGAGAGGUUUUACCAGAAUUUGAGUAUUUAUCGCAGUCAAGAUUCAACGGGGAAGCAAAUAAGUCCGCAACAAAUGGAUGACAGAAACCCACAGCACGUUCAAAAGAGUUCUCUGAGAGGAUCACAGAACUCGCUGAACCGGCCGUCUGCUCUGGAAGUUAGUCACAUCCGAGACCGUCCGACGUCCGCGUACGUCACUCAAGCUCAGCAACAGAGCUACUCGACGAUCAGCAAUCAGAUGCAGCAACAAGGUGGGCCACCGCCACGUUCUCAAUCUUCGCGCGACAUAAUUCGCCAAGAGGCGAAGAUGCAAGAGAUGCAGGAGGAAGUUCGAAGACGAGAAUUGCGCGGGGGAGCGCCGAUUCAUCAACAUAGACCGCCGAUGGCGUACAAUAUUAAUGCUCGAGGAGAGGCACCUCCUGGUCAACAAAUGGCAAAUGUUCGUCCUCCAAGACCACUCGGUUCCACGUCGAAUUUGGGUACAACCGCCGGUUACGCAACCACCGCGAGACAAACUACAUCUGGCUACAAUUAUCCGGAAGCACAGCACGCAUCGUACAACAACACCCAACACAAUCAGUACGGUCAAUACGGUCAGUAUCCCAAUCGGUACCCGAUGACCGGAAGUCAAUAUGGCCCGAUGAUGACUAAGUCGAAAAGCGAAACUAUCGCUCGCGGUCAUCAGCCGAUGCCAAAUGAAAAUCUACUCGGCAGAGUAGAUACGAACAACCAGGAAGCGAAAUCGUACGGUGACCAGAACCGACACUUUGCCCAAAACAGUCCGCAUUACCCCAACGGUAACUUGGAACAGCAUGUCGAUCAGUACACGAACGACAAUGUUGUCGGUCGUACGCAAAACGAAGAGAAUCAUCCUAUAACGACAUCAGAAUCGCUACCAUCGAGACCGACUCUACCCUCUGAAGACACGUUUAGCGAGAGUCCUCCGCCACCGCCACCAAACACUUCGACACAUCCUCUGUAUAACAAGCAAGCUGACACAAGGUACACCGCAAGCAUGCAAGAUCUACCACGCGGUAGUUAUUACCCUGCGGGAGGAAUCAAUGUCAUGCAACAACCACGUCAGUAUCAGUAUAGCGCGACUAAUCCUUGGCAACGAGAAGAAAGGGAAAAGGAACAAGCUCGUAGAAGAGAAGCCGCUCGACAAUGGCGAGAUCAACAGAUUGCCGAGCUAAGUGCGUUGGCGCAUCGAACGCAGCAACAGGAAGAACAGUUGCGGGCACUUCAAUUGGAAAGAGAUUUUCAAAAGCGAGCUGAAGAAGCUGCCAAUCAAGAUGAUGAUGAGGAGAGCAAUGACUUGGACAAUGAGAGUACGCAGCGUGUUCAGGGAUUACUGAGAAUGGCAGCCAAUCAAGAGAGAGCCGCUCAACAGCAGUUCUCGAUUUUGUCGAGAACAAACGCAGGCAAUCAGUCUCUGAGAAGUAACCUGCAGUCUGUUGGCGGCCAAUCUACGACAACUGGCCACGCUCACAAUCCGCCUAAUCAAGCGGUACCUCAAACCGCAGGGAUGAGCGGACAGGAGAAUAGCGGCUUGCACAUGCAACCAAAUCAACAGCAGCAAUCAGCGAGCCAAAGCGAAGAGCAGAUGCAUGUUUCGUCCAAUUACGGAACGCCUCUCACUCAUUUCGGUUCCGGUCAAAAGUCUUAUUCGGCAGGUAUAUCACACUCCGCAGAGGACAGGGAAUUGCAGCGGAGAAUAGACGAGGUGAAACGAAAACAAGCCGAACUCGAGGAGAGCCAGAAGAAGCAGGAGGAGCAUCAGCUCCACUCGCAGCAGCAAACGUAUCAGCAGAGCCAGCAGUUGCGAACUCAGCAACCACUGCAUCCUGGCAUGCUGCGCUUGGACAAUUUAAUCAUUAAUGGACCUAUGUCUUCGCAAAAUAAUGUGAACGACGCACCUCCACCACCAGAGCGAGGUUCGAGUUAUGCCGUAAUGUCUCAGCAAAGCGCUCUCAGAUCGAACGGCUCCACUGCAUCAAACCUACCUCUUGUGUCUCAGCCAGCAUCAAUGAAAAGAGUUUCUUUUCAUGAUUCGAAUGCAAAUAGCGAGUCUAUGCUGCGCAAUAUACCAACCGGAACAUCAAACUCACUGUCAAUGUCAAUGGACACUAUCAGGGAGGAUCCAAAUAAUUUUAUCACCGACGCGGAGAAUCUGUUAGCGUCUCCCAAGACGCCGGAAGGAUCCAGCACUUCGUUUACUGGCACUACUCCUGGAGUGAUCGGAGCUCAAGAAGUGUACAAGGACCCGAGACAAAAACGGCUGGCGGAGAAGCAGAAACAGCAACAGAACUCGCAGAUUGGCGCGGUGCCAGAAAAACUCAGUUUCAAGGAGAAGAUGAAAAUGUUCGCAAUGGAAACCGGUGAGGACGGCACGCCGAGGGACAAGGUAAAGAUCUCGCGCGCUCAGCGCGAAAUCGACAACAUCGGCAGCCCGCUCAAUUCCAAUAAUAACAAUAACAACAACAACAACAACAACAACAACAACAAUACCACUAGCGGCAAUAACACCAACAACAAUAGGACCUAAAUUCUCGAUAUUUUUUAUUCGGAAACUUCAGCGAAUAGAAGAGAUAUUUGUAUACAAACGUCUUGUUUUUUAAUCGUUCGGAUGAAAAAAUUUCUCCGAAAUAUCUAGGAUGGUUGGGGAAAAGUCACAAUUGUGACUCGCACAAAUCGAAGGAUCGUGAAUAAUAAGUAACAAAGGUGUAACCGGUGAGGUUUUUAAAACUGGCUUUUUAAAAAAAUAUAUAUAUAUAUCUAUAUAUAUAUACACCGAUAUGCCAUCGUAUGCAUAUAUAUAUAUAUAUAUAUGUAUAUAUACAUACAAAGCGCUCUGAACUACACGGUGAACAUCACUAAGGAGCAGUAUUGCGCAUACUAUGCUAUAAAUUUAUAGAAAAUAUAUAGAGAAACGAAUAAAUUCGUCCAUGCGCAGCUAUUUCAUUGAAAGGCUGUUAUUGAUAAGGAGCAAACGCCUCCAUUUACAUGUAUGUGUGAAAAGUACAUUUAUAUCUUUAUCCAAUGAGAGUAUAUAAUAAUAAUAAUAAUGAUACAUUUAAAUUUUUAUCUUAUAUAUAUAUACAUGUAUGCUUUUUUCGAGCAUCCUAGAUACUUUGUCGUAGAUUUUCUGUCUGCAUAUAGUUGUGUAAAACAUCAUCCAUACGCGAUAAAUUAGUUUCAUAAUGAUGUAUUACGUACGUAAAAAAAAAAAAAAAAAAAAAAAAAAAAAAACAAACAACAAAAAAACGGAUUGCUUCGUUCGGAAUGAACUUUUACUUAGUCGCCGAUUCACACAGCGUUAAAGUACAAACGAAAAAUCUUGUAUAGCUCUUUGACCAAAAAAUAACGUGUUCGUUCUGAGAGAAGAAGGACCAUUAAAAAUAAUAACCGUAAUAGUAACGUAUUACAGACGUAUUGUUAUUGUCGAGAAAAAGAAGCGAUUUUUUCGGCUGUUCUCGUGUACAACACGUUCUAUAUUCCUAACUAUUUCCGGACCAAUAUAAUUUUAUUGUAAUAAACGAACUGAUAUAUUUCUCUCUCUGUGGAGAUCUAGUAGACAGAGUAGGGUGAAGCUCGCGAGAGGACUGAGUUAGAGACACGGACAUUGUUUCGCGAGGGAGAAGCGUGUAAAUGUAAAUAAAAAAAUAAAAAAAUAAAAAAAAAAGGAAGAAGAACAGUAGGCCGGGCAGCAUAAUUUAUCCCAUAUACGCAUUAGUUUUAUAUUUAAAUUCUCGGCAGCGAAGGAAGAUUCUGAUAUAUAUUUAAAUUAUACGACCACAUAUACACACUUACGCCAUUAUGCACUUAACAGAAUAAAUAAACAGUAAUGAUCGUAGUUUGUUAAAAAAAAAAAAAGAAGAAAGAACAAAAAAUAAAAAGAAAGAGAAAACACGCGUGUAUGCGUGUGUCUCGUGGUGCGUAUAAAUGAUAGAGAAGCGUGGAUAUCAAAAGAUUUAUAUGUGUAUGCGCGUAUGUACGUGUAUAUGUAUACACACAUACAUACAUAAUGCGUUUCUAGAAAAAAAGUUAUAGGCAGCACUAGUUUAAUUUUUGGACUAGGAAUCUAUUUUGUGUAAAGCUUGAAUGGGAGUUUCUGUCUUUUGUAAAAAAAAAAAAAAAAAAAACUCGCUUUUCAAGCUCUACAUUUUAUUAAAACUCGAAUGAGGACUUUUAGCACUGUUUUUUAGAAAUAAAAUUAUAAAGGUUCUUUUUUAUUUUUUACGAAAUGUAAAAUGAAUGUAGAAUGUAGCGGAACGAUGUGGAGAUAAAUGGAUUCAAUAAUGAUGAAAGAUUCUGAUCACAUUUCCACUUCAAUUGUGUCGAAAAAAUAAAAUUUGUAUAACAAAUUAUUUCAGAGAAACGAUAAAUUUCAACAACACAAAACACUUUCGAGAUCUUAUUCCCAUUUAGAUAAAAGCUGGUUUUUCUUUUGUGUCAGCAGUAUUUAAAGAAAACAUAUUUUCACUCUAGCCUAGUCUCUGUAAGAAAAGUUUUUCCUUAAAUGUACAGGAUGAAUUACUUAAGAUGCUCUUGGAUAUGAUAAUAUGUACAUAAUUCGCACGAAUCGUUUUUUGAACGAGUUAAAUGUGUUUAAAAUUAGGAUUGUUUUAUUAAUAUUAAUUUAAGGUUAAUAUAGCUCAAAUCAUUGAUUAAUGAUUAGCUCGCAAGAUUUAUGUUGCAAUAGUCGACAUAUAUUUGUUACAAAUAUAAGUUUAUCGAUACAACAUAAUUUGUAACAUUUUUCCCAGAGUUCAAUAUUUAUUGUUAAAUUUAUGUUUAUUGAUCUAUUUUUUGUGAUCUACUUUGAUAGCGAAGCGCGACAAAAUAUUUUUAUUUAUCGUAUAUUGCAUAUUAUCACGUAAUUAUCACGUAAUUUGCAGUUAAAUCAUAAGAUUAAAAAAAAAAAAAAAAAAGAAACAAAUUGGUAUUUCCCAGAAAUACUAAGAAAUUUACAAAAUUUGUAUUAUAUAUACGUAGUCUGUCGAGAAAAUUGCAGUCUUAAGUAUUUCAUUACUAUACAAUAUGUUUCGUUGACUUUCUAAGUAAUAAUCAAAUCAUUAUCAUUGAACACGAAAGUUCAAUUUGAAAUAAUUUUAUAUGUGUAAUUUUCAAUUAAGGAUUCGCGUUGCUUUACGUUUAAUCUCUUUUUAGACUUUUUUUUUAUACGUAUCGAAGUAUUUUUGCGGAUAGCGACGCAGUAUUCCAGAGAGAAAGAGAGAGAGAGAGGGAGAGAGAGAGCUUAGCGAUUUAAGAAUCGUAAUGUAAAGAACACAGCGUAGCAAUAUUAGGAUUUAAGAAACAAUCUUACAUGUAGUAAAUGUACAAAUAUUGCGAAGAAUUAUUUGCGUCGGCCUAUCUUGCGUGAAGAAAAUCGUCACGCAAGUCGAGGACGCGUGAAGGAAAGGACGCUGAAAAAUUUAUUUUACGUUCUACUCAAUACUUUUAUGCAUUUGUUGAAGUAUAAUGCGACAUUUAUUACAUUCCUUAUUGUCUAACGUGCAUGUUCUAUGUUAUGAUAAAAUAAAAAGAUCAUUAUUGUUUUUUUUUUUUUUUUUUUUUUAUCUCUUAACAGUAUUCAUGGAAACACUCGUGAUGUAUGCUUUUCGAGUAUUACGAACUUAUCUUCUUGCAGAUAGAGAAAAGAGGAGGAAAGAGAACGAAGAAAAGAGACAGAUGAAUGGGAAAAAAGGGUGCGCAAAAAUGCAACUGAUUUAUUAUUAUACAAUAUCGCUUCCAAGAUAAAUCAUUCGCGUUACAAUUUAUGCAUUGUUCUAUCCAUUAUAAUCACGUCAAUAUUAUGAAACGAUUACUGAUCUCUUUUUCCAGAACAGUGUGGCUUUAGUGCUUACUUUUAUAUUAAAACUUUCGCGUGAACACACACACUCGCACAGUGAGUUAUUCAAAGAUAAAAAUAACUCGGAACUGUUGUGAUUGAUUUCCAGUAACUUUAUCAACAGCUUCUUUUUGCAGCACCCACAAGACUUGAAGUUUUCAAAACUGCAUUCUUAUUUUUUUUAUAUCUUUUAUACUUUUGUUCGUAUCAAGUCCUCCUCGACUUGUUAUUGUUUCAUCAUUCCUGCACUUGGAAACGAUAGUGAUAAUACAAAGCAGCAGCUUGUUACAUGCUAUAUAUUAUAGUAUACGGCGAGAUUUGCUCGUAAUGACAACGAAUUUCCGCUUGUAAGAAACUAAUUGUACCAUUAAAUGCAAGGUUGUAUCAAGA